UCUCACUCCAAACAAUCAACAUCAUCACCACGAAAAUGCCGUCCACGUUGAAGCUCGAGUACAUCACCUUUGACGUCUUCACAGAAACUCGGUUUGCAGGCAAUCCACUCGCCGUCGUGAAAGUACCGCCGUCCAUCACUCUAACCCAAGCGCAAAAGCAAACAAUCGCAAGGGAAUUCAAUUACUCCGAGACAGUGAUCCUCCAGGAAAGGGAUAUCUCCACUAUUCAGGGCGGAAACACGACCCCGGAAUGGAAUAUCGGAAUCUUCCUGACAACUGCGGAGAUUCCGUUUGCUGGUCAUCCAACCAUCGGUACGACUUGCUAUCUCGCCAGGCAAAUUCAAGCUGCUCGAAGCGAGGAGACCUCUUCGAAUAGGCUAAUUCACGGAAAGGUGAUUGCCAAGGCCGGCCCUAUUCCGUUCACGUAUAAUCCGACCUCUGGAACGAGCUGGGUAGACGUGCCACACGAUGUUCUUUUGCAUGAUAAAACCUUGAGCGUGGAUGAGGGCCGCUUUUACGGACUGGCUGAUAGUAUUGUUGAAGGAUUUGUGCGCCCUCCGGCUUUCAUCUCCCUCGUCAAGGGAAUGACAUUUAUUCUUACCGAGCUACCUUCUCUGGAAUGUCUGCGAGAUGUCCGUGCCGGAUUGAAAGAUGUCAACGUUGAUGGCCAAUUAAACUCUGAGUGGCACCCCGAUGGUACAUUUACUGCUUUUGUCUUUUUCGUUAGACAGGGAAGAUCUGCCGAUGGGGCAUUUAGGCUAAGGACGAGAGUCGUCUUUGGCUCCACGGAGGAUCCUGCAACAGGCGCCGCUUCUUGUGCCUUGGUUACGUAUCUUUCUCUCCAUCAUCCUGAGAUGGAGCGUCCAGAAGGGCCACAGAGAUUUGAGAUUACACAGGGGGUGGAAAUCGGGCGUGAGAGUUUCAUUCAAUUGGAUAUUACACCAGACAUGUCUCAAACCCAAGUCGAACGGUUGAGGCUGGGAGGAUCAGCGGUAAAGGUCAUGGAGGGCUCUAUAUUUAUCUAGGAUAGCUAGAUUCCCUAUGUUUGGGAUAUUCUGAACAUGGAUCCAGCAAGCAUUUCCUUGUUCAGGCUGAUCAUAA
Molecule: messenger RNA, 1101 nt
Organism: Aspergillus alliaceus
Lineage: Eukaryota; Fungi; Ascomycota; Eurotiomycetes; Eurotiales; Aspergillaceae
Product: PhzF family phenazine biosynthesis protein
Exons: 1
Coding region: 36-1025 (329 amino acids)
Biological process (GO): biosynthetic process
Cellular component (GO): cytoplasm
Molecular function (GO): isomerase activity
Source: RefSeq, a predicted model, not a curated record